UGUGAUAAUGACAAAAGUUUUCCAGCUAUCCACAAAGAGAGAGAGAGAGAGAGAGAGAGAGAGAGAGAGAGAGAGAGAAGAGAGAGAGAGAGAGAGAGAGAGAGAGAGAGAGAGAGAGAGAGAGAGAGAGGUAACUAGAAUCUAUUUAAUCGAAUGUUCAAUGUGGCAUGGGAGACCAACAGAAGAAUGCACAUCACAUAUGUCAUGCAAACAUUAAAAAGUGCAAAGAAUAUGAAUGAGAAC
Closterium sp. NIES-67 is the source of this 243-nucleotide messenger RNA. The record is from the annotation of a GenBank genome assembly. NCBI's taxonomy places the organism in Eukaryota, Viridiplantae, Streptophyta, Zygnematophyceae, Desmidiales, Closteriaceae.